UUCUCUUACCGGAAGCACUCUCGCUACUGCUGCUACCUAAAUUCUCCACAGAACCAAACGCUGCAAUUCCCCGUUGUUUUGCUCUAAUAUGUCGUGCUUUGGAGAAAGUGUGUGCAGUUUUAGAGAAAGAGAUAUAAUUGGGUUUCCUCUGUAACUUGUUCUGGUGAAAAUUGGCGCCAUUUGUCCAGGAGUUUGGCUCGGAGUUGGUCGUGGUGUUUCGGGGAUUGUUGUUGACCGAACGGAAGACGUUCUAAGAUGCCUUCCUUUGGGUUUCUGGAUACUUUGGAGCUUUAUUUACAGACGGGGAAGUUUCCUGUAAAUGCAUCAAAAAAUGUGAAGAGAGGGAUCAGAGCUGCCAGCAAGCGCUUCAUGUACAAAGAUGGCUGUCUGUGGCGAAGUUAUCGAAGUCGCCUCCUCCGAGUCGUCAGAAGCGAAAAGGAAGUUCGAGAGAUCUUGACCCGUUACCAUGACAACAACAACCACGCUGGGCGGGAGCGAGCAGUGAGGGAAAUCAUGAUGAUGUACUACUGGUUCGGAGUGACGGAAGCCGUGAAGAACUGGGUCAAAUCCUGCUCCGUUUGUCACGAACGAACACUUCCUCAUUCAUCCCAACAGUCUGUUUUCUUCUGCCUGGUUUAUGGCUGCGACUCUUCCAGUUAUGCUUUUCCUGAGCUCAGCUUCCACAGGUUUCCUAAAGAUGUGGAGCUGCGGAAGAAGUGGCUGGAGGUGGCUCAGAGGGACGAGGGCUCUCUGCGUCCGUCCUCCUACAUCUGCUCUCGACACUUCGACGCCUCCUGCUUCACACUGACUGAGGAGGGUCAGCUGACGUUGUCACCAGAUGCUGUCCCCAUCAUCCUACCCACUACAGUGCAUGGGGCAGAGGUGCCUGAACAAUCAGACGAGGACUUCCUUCAUUCCAACUCGUGGAAGGAUGAACUCACCCGAGCUGCCGUAGCUGCGGCUGCUAGAGCCAUAGAUCACAGUGAUCCGCCCUGUGAUCCUUUCGAAACAGCUGUGGGGCUGCUGGAGCACCAGUACUGCAUCCCAGGUCCUGCUCCGGACUCCAGGGCCGCCAAGAUGAUGACUGUGGGCAAGAGGACGACAUUAGUGGAGACUAGCUUUGUUACCUACAACCACAUAGCCAAGUAUCUGAGCACCAGGAUGUUACCAAUGCAGGGCAAGAAAAGCAGAACAGCUCUCAAACGGAUGGCUAAACGCUUCGACCUAAUAGACGGAGUACUGAUGUACACUCGGGCCUCUCCACCUCUCCGGGUUCCACGCAGCAGAGAGGAAGUGAACUCCAUCCUGCAGCAGUUCCAUGACAACCAGGGUCACUACGGACAGGGAAUCUGCCAGAGAGAAAUCGCGAAGCACUUCUACUGGGGCAAUCUGAGCCGAGACCUGGCCAGCUGGAUCUCCAGCUGCCAAACCUGCCUCAACAGAACCAAGAGGAAGAUGCUUCGCUGCAGCAUCUCCAAGUGCACCAACCGCUGUGGGCCGGUGGAGAGGAAACUGGGCCUCACCUUCCAUAAGUUUCCUCUUCACAACCUGCCCGUGCUGGCUCAGUGGAUGAAGGCCGUGGGACGCGUUCACUGGCAUCCUCGUCUCUGGUCGUCCAUUUGUUCCACCCACUUCACAGAGGAUUGUUUUGACCGCAGCGGGGAUAAGGUCAUCCUGCAUCCGGAUUCGGUGCCUACGCUCAACAUCCACGGUGACUCGGUGACUCCAGCCGUAGCUACGGCCCAGCAGCCACUCGGGGAGGAGGCAUUUUUCGCCAAAUAUGAUGCAGUGGAGCUUUAUAUCAGCCGGCGCACCUACCCUCCUGGACUCACCUACGUGGAGAAGAACACGUUCAGGAGGUUCUGCAAGAAAUACGCCAUCAUAGAUGGCAGCCUUCACUUUGUGAGUGGAGAGAGAGUGCGUUUGGUUCUGAGGAACCGGCAGCAGAUCGACGACGCCCUCGUGGACUUCCACGACGAGCUGAACCACCUCAGCGUCAACAAGUGUCUUCGACUGCUCAACGAGAGGUACUUCUGGAAAACCAUGAAAUACGAUGUGAUGCAGUGGAUCAACAACUGUUCCCAGUGCAGCCUGAAGAUGAUAAAGAAGCCAAGUCAUCGAGAGCAGGCUGAGCAGUCGGACAUCCUGCUGCAGGCACUCGCCUCUCCGGAUCGGGACUCAGACAGCGGGAGGGAUGAGAACAGUGAGUAUGCUUGUGAUGAUGAUGACGACGACAAUGAUGAUGGUGACCAUGAUGGGAGAGGAGACGGUGACAUCGAGGAGGAGCAAAUAUUGGAGUCGGUGGAUGCAAUAGAGUCGUCUCUACCCCCGUUGUCCUCACAGACGACGUCUCCCACCAGUCCUCAGCCCCGCAUUCCAAUCCUGAUUCACCUGAGAACUCCCAACAACCUUCAGCCCAGAACUUCUGUCAUCCUGCAGCCCAAGAGCCCCAGCCCGCCCCUUAUGACGCAGAUCUGGUCUGUCAACAUGGCCGCCCCUGGACAGUCUGAAGUGUCAAACAGCUCUGAGAGUCUGCCCGGCGAUCCGCUUCAGGGAAUACCUCCGCCAAAGAAGAAGUCCAAGCACCCGGAAGAACAGAAUGGAACCGGCAGCUCUAAGAGCAGUGCCAGGACGCAUCAGGCCAUCCAAGCUCAGGGUACCACCAUACCUGUCACAGAGCCACGCCCCCCACCUCGUACAACAAAGAUCGUAAAAGCAACAGAACCUCGGCGCCAGCGCAGCAGCAAGAAGCCUGGGAGGAGAAAGACGGUGGCUGACCCUUCAGAUGAGGGGAGCUCCAGCUGUGGUCUGGAGCCAGUGGUGGCCCCCAGUAGUAAGCCCUGGCCUGUCUUCACCAUCGCUAACUCUGGUCCUGGACAAGCAGCACAGCCCGUCGCUGAAGAUGACAGCACGCCUCUGCUGCAGAGGUCCAAGCAGCUUCAGGCCCGAAUCGUAAUCCAGCAGUGCAGCCAUGCAAAGGUCAAGGUCAGACCGGCAUUAGAUGGUGCCGAGUCCGAGUGGGCCGAGAUCCAGCAGGGGAUGGUCGUGUAUGUGUGCUUCCUCCAGGGAGUCACUGUGGAGGUCAUUUAUGAGAUCGCCAGCAAGCUCAUGUCCACCAAGCUUUUCCGGAGAGAGCGACAUACUGUGUCUGUCCUGGACCUCCCCGGGAGUGUUUUACUGGUGCCACAGGACUCUCUGGUCGGGGAGCCGCUGCCCAACAAGAGGAUGCAGUACAAAGGUGCAUGUGAGCUGUGGCUCGGCGCCCAGCUCUUCUCCAACCUGGUGUCAGCCUGCAGGCAGCUCAUGUCCACCUCCACCAAGUGCUCCAGGGCCUGCACCAAAGUGGAGUACGGGGUCUACGGACAGAAACAGGAGAUUGUCCUGACUUCUCUGGAACCGAUGUCUCUUCUCCUGGACUUCUGAUCUACGGGACACCUGCUGGAUGUCUGCUACUAGACCUUCGUUGUGUUUUACCGGUGUUCUCUGGCACAGUUCAAAUCGUUUUUCUUCAGACCGCGAGACCCACGGACCUGGUCUCAAUGUACUUUUGUUGUCACAGCAAAGACCUGCGUGGAUGCAACGUUCAGUUUAGAUUAAAACUUGAGGCGGGCGGUUAUUUGCUCAAGGUCUGAUGGAGACUUUGUGGACAUGGUCCUGUUUGUCCUCACCCACAUGAACUGGUCCGAUGUUGCAGACGACAAAAGGAACCUGGACUUUCCACAGAAGCUACAGUCGCAGUAGAACAUCUGUUACUGCAGGAUUUAGUUGCAUGACUCAGGCAACCCCCCCCCCCCCCCCCCCCCCCCACACACACACACACGAUCGUAAUGUCAUAAAUGAAUUAAAAACGUUGAGUUCUGACCUGACAUGUUUCAGUAGUUUAACUCUAAAGUUCCUCGAGUAUUGCCUCUGAGGGGAAAGUUGGACUAUCGAGUACUUUGUCCUGGACAUGUAGACGAGCUGUAGCAGUAGCCAGAUUUAGACCGGCUAUGUGGCUAUAAAUAGCAUCCGGUGUGUUUCCUCACUCUGGCGGUUUCUGUCCUCAACUUUUUGGGGCUUUAAUUUCUGUCGCUUGGCCCGACACCGUUCCGACGCCCGCUCGGGUCCUUUGGCUGCCGUCCGCUGAGAAAAACAUCUAGCUCUUCCGAGUGAGGACUCACGAUGACGGGGAGGACUCUAGGAACCCAGCGGCUGACCAAAACCUGCUGCUAUUUGCUGGCAUUUUUUCACAUUCAUGUACAGAUAAUGAAAAUACAAACAUGCCUACGUUUGUUUCAAGUUGUGACAUAUUUCUGUCCCACAAUCAGUGGACUGUGUUCUGGCUCCGCCUUCACUGUACCGCUCCAGAAAUGUCUGGACCCACAACAGAAGGGGGCCAAAAAGGUCCUUUGACUGGUGGUCUGGGUAAGUUGUCUGAACCGGUUUGACAAUCAGAACAGAAAAAUUAGCGAUCCGAUCCUUCCCAUUCCACGGCAAAACGGUUGAAGGAAAUGAGCUAAUGGAGGUACCCAAGUGCUAUAUUUAGAAAGAUCGCAUUUGCUUUUUCGACGAUGUACGGAGGAUGCGUUGCUCUGACUGGUCCUAGUGCGGUCCAACAGCGUGCAGAGACAG
Nothobranchius furzeri (turquoise killifish) is the source of this 4611-nucleotide messenger RNA. RefSeq lists its product as uncharacterized. Gene Ontology annotation, molecular function: D-aminoacyl-tRNA deacylase activity; sequence-specific DNA binding. Lineage: Eukaryota; Metazoa; Chordata; Actinopteri; Cyprinodontiformes; Nothobranchiidae. Gene Ontology annotation, cellular component: cytoplasm. The record is from RefSeq and is a predicted model, not a curated record.